UGUUUUCAUGUCCAUUCGUCCACCCAGUCCGAAAUCUCUCUCUCUCUCUCUCUCUCUCUCUCGUUUAGAAGGUCAACGGACGGACACAAGUGACUCCCCCCAUAAUCAAUCCUUCUCGGAGGGGAGACUCCAUCUCGGCGUUCGCCGUGGAUGCGGUGUGUCUAAACGAAAAUGAUUUGGGGUGAUUGCUGAAUUAGUCAUAUGAUAAAUGGAAUCAGUGAGGCAAAGAAGAAGGAGAAGAUGAACUCGAUGAGUGAUGGUGGUCAACUCCAGAUUCAGCCUUAAAAGAUGGGGAAGAGAGAGUAAUGCUGGGAACUUCGUCAAGACAUCGGAUUGGUUCAAUGGCCGCAGAAUGUGCCAAGUUGAAGAGGGUCUCUUUCUGGGUUCUUACGGAGAUGCAUGUUAUAAGGACAGGCUUAAGAGCUCAAAUGUCACCCACAUCUUGACAGUGGCUAACUUAGCCCCGGCAUUUCCCAGUGAUUUUGUCUAUAAAGUUGUUGAUGUCACGGACACUGAGGAAACGCACAUUGGACAGCACUUUGAGGAGUGUAUCAAUUUCAUCGAUGAAGCUAGAAGACAGGGAGGCAGCAUACUGGUCCACUGUUUAUGGGGAGUUUCCAGAAGGUUGGGAAGUGGUUUGGGACAGUAGAUUAUGCUUCAAAGGGGUUUUAGGAACAAGGCCCUGUUCUUAGAGAGGUUGGAGAGGUAAUCUUUUUAUGCAUUAGGACUAGUCUCUUUCAAAUUGAUCUUUAACCGUUUGACUGCUGAAGUCCAUGUCUAGUAACCAUUAGAGCUGGUUCAGCAUUCCUUGAUAAAACGUUUGUAUGUUCCUGCUGGCUCUAAGUGGGGAAGAUAGUUUAGUUACUUAAAAAACUAAAAUGAGAGAAGAAGAAGAAGAAGAAGAAACUCGGCAGGUAAACACAUAAAUUUUUAGCUGAAAUUUUUUUAGCUGAAACCUUUUUCAUAUAGCUAGAAGUUUUUCUGCAAUGCUUAAAAAUAUACAGAUGCAAUAUCAUUAUUCCCCCUGUUGCGUCAAACUAUUUCUUUUUGGAUUGGCUGUGUCGACAUUUAAACUGCAGGGAGGGGGGAAGACGGAAAUUUGAAGUGAUAAAUGCCAUGGCAUUUUAGCCUAGUGGUUUUAACCUUUGUCGAGAGCAAGUGCGAAAUGAUUAGUGACAACUUUCUUUUUACUUUGCUUUUUUCGCAUGAUUGUUGGUCAUACACAAUUUAUUUUUCCUUAUUGAGCAGUGUGACAGUGGUCACAGCUUAUCUCAUGAAGCAGCGCGCAAUGCGCUUGUCUCAAGCUCUGGAACACAUAAAGACCAGGAGGCAUCCGGCAGCUCCUAACAGGGGAUUCAUUGUACAACUUCAAGAUUUCGAAAGUUCUGUA
Eucalyptus grandis is the source of this 1390-nucleotide messenger RNA. Its product is annotated as dual specificity protein phosphatase 1. The record is from RefSeq and is a predicted model, not a curated record. The coding region runs from base 257 to 649 and encodes 130 amino acids. Lineage: Eukaryota; Viridiplantae; Streptophyta; Magnoliopsida; Myrtales; Myrtaceae. Gene Ontology annotation, biological process: protein dephosphorylation; regulation of MAP kinase activity. The transcript is spliced from 6 exons. Gene Ontology annotation, cellular component: cytoplasm. Gene Ontology annotation, molecular function: JUN kinase phosphatase activity.